AUUAUCAUCUGGUCGCAAACGUUGGGGGAGCACGAGCGUAAUGUUCGUGCUGUCUUGUUGGCGCUGCGUAACGCACACCUUUUCUGUUCUCCUAAAAAGACGUCAUUGUUUAACCUUGAAGUUGACUUCUUAGGUCACCAUAUAUCAGCU
This is a messenger RNA of Suillus plorans, 150 nucleotides long. RefSeq lists its product as uncharacterized. The transcript has a single exon. Lineage: Eukaryota; Fungi; Basidiomycota; Agaricomycetes; Boletales; Suillaceae. The record is from RefSeq and is a predicted model, not a curated record. The annotation marks the transcript as partial.